Messenger RNA from Salpingoeca rosetta, 312 nucleotides. RefSeq lists its product as uncharacterized. NCBI's taxonomy places the organism in Eukaryota, Choanoflagellata, Craspedida, Salpingoecidae. The record is from RefSeq and is a predicted model, not a curated record. The transcript has a single exon. Bases 1 to 312 code for a protein of 103 amino acids.
AUGAGUAUUCAUCAACCACAUCCUUCGACGCUUACCGGCGGCAGAUUUGCGGUCGUGCUCCUUGACAUCGCAACCCAGUGCAGCAGCGUCGGACUCUCGGACCUUGCUGACACCCUGGACAGCAUGCUGAUGAUACUGCCCCGGGCAGUGGGCACUGGAGACAGGGUGAACGUCCUCAAGACGGACAACGAGGCUGUAUUUACCACUCCAGCUCAGUUGAAGUUGCUACACAAGCACAAGCUCGACAUGCAGCAUUCUUCCCCGUACGACCAGACAAGAAUGGAGAUAUCGAACGGCAUAUCCAAAUGUUGA